Colletotrichum karsti is the source of this 1128-nucleotide messenger RNA. Its product is annotated as zinc-binding oxidoreductase. Bases 1 to 1128 code for a protein of 375 amino acids. The record is from RefSeq and is a predicted model, not a curated record. Lineage: Eukaryota; Fungi; Ascomycota; Sordariomycetes; Glomerellales; Glomerellaceae. The transcript is spliced from 6 exons. Gene Ontology annotation, molecular function: oxidoreductase activity, acting on NAD(P)H.
AUGAAGUUCCAGGCCAUCAUUGUCGCUCUCGUCAGCGCCAUCUCUGUUUCAAUGGCUGCCCCGUUGCCGCAGUCCAAGUCGGUCCCCGCGAAGGAAAACAGCGGGGGUCGCGUCGUCCUGGAUGGCGCUCAGUGCAGCCCAGUCCAGGGCCGUCUCGUCUGCGAUGACGGAUUUGGAAACACCUUUCUUGGGGAUGCUGAUGAGUUUACAGGAUUGGCCUUGGACGUAAAUGCCUUUGGGGACGGCGCUGUUCUUGGCUGUGAUUUCGCCGGCGAAGUAUUUGAGACUCAUCCGAGUGCGACCAAGUUUCGGAAAGGGAGCCGUAUUGCAGGUUUCGUUUGGGGCGGAGAGAUUCCGGGACUAGGAGCUUAUUCGACAUACACGAUCGCCGACGAGCGCUUGUCUUUCGAGAUUCCCGACAAUAUCGGUAGUGCCGAAGCAAGCUCUAUUCCACUCGCCGCAACCACGGCCUGGCUCGCCUUGUUCUCGCCUGAUUGUCUGGGUCUUGCCAAGCACCAAGAUGCAAAGAAAACCCCUCUACUCAUUUGGGGCGGAAGUUCUGUCGUCGGGCACUUCGCGAUCCAGUUGGCAAAGAUGUAUGGUUAUGAAGUCGUCACCACGUGUAGUCCCCGGAACUUCAAUCAGGCUAAGUUAUCCGGGGCCUCUCAUGUCUUUGACUACAACGAUGAACACGUUACAGAAAAGAUACGGGCGUCUGUUCCGGAGUUGAAGUAUGCCUUCGACACUAUUGGCAAUAGGACAUCAUCUGCUACUGCUGCGACGGCCCUUCAGGGACAGGCUGGACAUCUCUGCACCGUACGCCCAGGAAAGGCGAAUACUGAGAAUGUGCCAUCGACUGUGCACGUCUCGGAUGUGUUCGUUUUCACGGCGUUUCCGACCGCUCAUACAUAUCGUGGGAAGGCCCACUGGCCGAUCAACAUGCCAAAUCAUGAGAUGAGCGUCGAGUUCCACAAUCAGAUACCAGGCCUUUUGAGUGAAGGGAACCUUAAGCCUCCGGCCAUUGAUGUCUUGGGCAAUCUCAGUCCAGAAGUGAUAGAAGAAGCCAUGAACAUCAAUAGAGAUGGCAAGAUCUCAGGUCAGAAGGUAGUUUUCACCGGCUUCGAAUAA